AUGGUUUGCAGGCCAGUCAAACAAAUUAAAGUCAAUUCACCAUUGUUUUGGCGCCCGUUAUCCAGCUCUCUUAAGUGGGAUAAAUACAACUGUUCUAGCUUAACUCUUGGACAUGCAUCUAAACACAAUCCCUCUAGUAUUUAUUCUAGAUUUAAUGAGAGUCAGACAUACAGCACAAAGAUUGGCAGAGGUAGACUCUACAAUUAUAUUAAGAAAAGCGAUCACGGGAACGGUAAUCAACAAAUUUUGACCCCCGUUCCGGACUUCCCACAGCAUCAGGUUGAAUUAUUUAGUAGCGAAAUUUCGAGUGGUAUGAUAAGUCGGGUUCGGGAAAAUAAUGUUCGUUUGCCACCUUGCAGUAGCAAUGUAUUGUAUACUAAAACAAGUCGAUUUAGGCUUGCAUUUAAGUAUAACUCGCAGCUUGUCACGAAGUUUUCCAUUAAGAAAAUGAACCGGCAUAAUAUACCUCGUCCAUCUGCAUACCAGUACAAGAAGAUUGUCCAGAAAGCUGUCCAUAGCUUGAAGUUCCGUCGCCGUAUGGUUUGUCAAAGUUACUGCAGGACUGGGUUUUGCUCUGCGCAGCAGUGUUCUUACUCACACGAUGAAAAUUAUCUACGUAUCUGUCCAAGGUUUUUACAACAAAGCUGUUCUCUGGGAAGCGAAUCUUGUCCACUUGCUCAUGUAUUAGAUCCGUGUAGACUGCCACAAUGUACUUACUAUGAGUCUGGGAAGUGCGAACGUCUUCACUGUCCUUAUUUACAUGUGAGGCACCCUCCAAAGACAGCUAUAUGUUCGGAUUUCUCUCGUGGACGUUGCCCUCUAGGUCGCUUGUGUAUUAAGCGCCAUAUAUGGAUGCAAAAGUCAUUUUCGAACAAGUCUGGUCAUCAGAAAUUAUCUAAAUUAACAAUUGUUUCUAAAAAGGCCUGUAGAACAUUAGUUACCAAACUAGGAGAUACUUCUGAUCAUAAUUAUUCUGGUCCUGUUGCUGCUCCAGCUGGUUCACUGCGCAACGUAUAUCCUCCUCCGGAAUUUAUUCCUCUGAUCUCAGACAAUGAUGAUUCUAUGACAGGUGCAGAUGCAAAUUGUUCUUGA
Messenger RNA from Schistosoma spindalis, 1092 nucleotides. The record is from the annotation of a GenBank genome assembly. Lineage: Eukaryota; Metazoa; Platyhelminthes; Trematoda; Strigeidida; Schistosomatidae.